Messenger RNA from Lathyrus oleraceus (garden pea), 1062 nucleotides. Its product is annotated as putative pentatricopeptide repeat-containing protein At5g08490. NCBI's taxonomy places the organism in Eukaryota, Viridiplantae, Streptophyta, Magnoliopsida, Fabales, Fabaceae. Gene Ontology annotation, biological process: RNA modification. The record is from RefSeq and is a predicted model, not a curated record. The coding region runs from base 1 to 1062 and encodes 353 amino acids. The transcript has 2 exons. Gene Ontology annotation, cellular component: intracellular membrane-bounded organelle. Gene Ontology annotation, molecular function: protein binding; RNA binding.
AUGCAUAUGAGUGGAAAGGCUAUGCCCAAUUCUGUUACUGUUGCUACUCUUCUUCCGGUGUGUGCUCGUUCAGGUAAUCUGAAUGCUGGAAAGAGUGUGCAUGGUUAUGUUAUCAAAUCUGGUUUUGAAGAGGAUGCAUUUGCUGAAGAAGCAUUCUCGUUCUUCAGGUCGAUGGUGAAAGGACCUAUACAGCCAAACUAUGUAACCAUAGCCAAUAUUCUGCCAGUUUGUGCUUCAUUUGAUGACAUUGCUGCAUAUUGUAGUGGAAGGAAAAUCCACUCUUAUGUGCUGCAGUGGCCUAAAUUGUCUGGUGAUAUUUCUGUAUGUAAUGCUUUGAUGAGUUUCUACUUAAAAAUUAGACGGACGAAAGAAGCCGAGUCUUUGUUUUGGGCAAUGAAUGCGAGGGAUUUAGUCUCUUGGAAGGCAAUUAUUGCAGGAUAUGCAUCAAAUGGUGAAUGGUUAAAAGCAUUGUAUCUAUUUGGUAAUUUAGCGUCUCUAGAGACGUUAUUAUUGGAUUCUGUGACCAUGGUCAGCAUACUUCCAGCAUGUGCACAAUUGGAAAUUUUGUUGGUGGGGAAACAAGUCCAUGCAUAUAUCUUCAGACAUCCUUUUCUUUUUGAAGAUGCUUCUGUUGGAAAUGUUCUAGUUAGUUUCUAUGCAAAAUGUGGCUAUAUAGAAGAAGCAUAUCAUGCGUUUUCUAUGAUAUCUAGGAAAGAUUUGAUUUCAUGGAAUUCUAUUUUGGAUGCCUUUGGAGAGAAGAGGCAUCAUUCAAGAUUCAUCAGCCUGUUACAUUUGAUGCUUAAAAUAGGAAUUAGACCCGAUUACGUUACAAUAUUAACUAUAAUCCAUUUUUGUGCUUCUCUUUUGAGAGUUGAAAAGGUGAAAGAAAUACACGGAUAUUCAAUUAGGACUGAAUCUUUAUUUAGUGCUACUGCACCAACGGUUGGGAAUGCAAUACUUGAUGCAUAUUCCAAGUGUGUUAAUAUUGAGUAUGCAAACAAAAUAUUUCAGAAUCUAUCAGGGAAAAGAAAUCUGCAAGUGCAAUUACAAAAAAAAAAGUGA